AUGAGGCUGACAUUUGGGAUAUUCCCCAAGGAUGGCCUCAGUAUGUCCCUCUCCGGAGUCACCAUGGCUCUCUGUACCCUCACCCUGCUUCUAGUGGCUCUCAGGGGCCGCAAGCGAGAGGGUGCGGGACACCCCAAAGGCACCCUGCCACCGGGGCCGACCCCCUGGCCCCUGGUGGGUAACCUGUUCCAGAUGGGCGACCAGAUCCACCUGUCACUGACGCAUCUCCGGCUGCAGUACGGAGACGUCUUCCAGAUGCGUAUGGGCUCCCUUGUUGUGGUGGUGCUUAGCGGCUAUGCCACCAUUAGGCAGGCGCUGGUUCGGCAGGGUGAGGCUUUCGCUGGACGCCCUGACCUCUUCACCUUCUCUGCCGUGGCCAAUGGCACCAGCAUGACCUUCAGUGAGAAGUAUGGCCCCGCCUGGGUGCUCCACAAGAAGCUCUGCAAGAACGCCCUACGCUCCUUCUCGCAGGCAGAGCCGCAGGGUCCCGACACCACCUGUCUGCUAGAGGAGCACGUGUGCGCUGAGGCAGCUGGGAUGGUGGAGGCCAUUUGGGAGCGAUCAGAGGCGAGCGAGGGGCUAGGUCUGGACCCUGUGGUCCCGCUGGUUAUGUCGGUGGCCAAUGUGGUGUGUGCUCUGUGUUUCGGGAAGAGGUAUGACUACAAUGACAAGGAGUUCCUCACUAUUGUGCACAUCAACAAUGAGGUGUUGCGGAUCUUCGCUGCAGGCAACAUGGCCGACUUCUUCCCUGUGUUCCGCUACCUGCCGAGCCCGUCCCUGCGUAAGAUGGUCCAGCACAUCAGGAGAAUGAACAGCUUCAUGGAACACAACAUUGAGGAGCACCUGGAGACCUUUGACAAGGACUGUAUACGUGACAUCACAGAUGCUCUGAUUGCCCUCUGUGAGGAGCGGCAAGAGGAUGAAGACACCGCAGUGCUGUCCAACUCCCAGAUCAUACACACUGUCAUCGACAUCUUUGGAGCAGGAUUCGAUACCAUCAUAGCUGGUUUACAGUGGAGCCUCUUAUACCUCAUCAAGUUUCCUGACAUCCAGGUCAAAAUACACCAGGAGAUUGACGACCACAUUGGCCCAUCCAGACUACCUCGGUUUGAAGACAAGCCCAGGAUGCCUUUUACCGAGUCCUUCUUAUACGAGGUGUUCCGUCACACAUCCUAUGUCCCUUUCACCAUACCACACUGCACCACACAAAACAUCACACUCAAUGGAUACUUCAUUCCAAAGGACACCUGUGUCUUCAUCAAUCAGUAUCAGGUUAAUCAUGACAUAGAUCUGUGGGGUGACCCGGACGUGUUCCGCCCCGAGCGCUUCCUGGGUAAAGAGGGACUGCUCAACAAAGACCUGACAGAGAAGGUCAUGAUCUUCGGGAUGGGGAAAAGGCGUUGCCUGGGUGAUGGGUUCGCUCGGUUGGAGAUGUUUGUAUUCCUGACCACACUGCUCCAUCGGCUGUGUAUCGAGAAUGUUCCGGGACAGGAGCUGGACCUCAGUACCGACUUUGGGCUCACCAUGAAGCCCCGCCCCUACAGGAUCAGUGUCUCGUCACGCCUCUAGAUCCGUCCUGUCCGUUAAGCCAUACGGCACCAACUACAAUAAGGCUACAACUGGCUUGACUGGGCAACACCUUGCCCACAUCAUCAUAACGCACAGAAACCAUGGAUACUCAGACACCAAGACAUAUUUACUAUACAGACUGAACACAACAUCUUUACCUGGCAGUGGCGUCAUUACCACUGUAAACACAAACACAGUUCCUAGCUGUGAAGAGUCAAGACAGAGUUAAGCCGGUACAAAGUGUGCAAUAGUAUUAGUAUAGUAUAAGUAGCCAUAACCAAGGAUUUGUUCACAUCCAUUUCCUCAUUGGUCAUCAAAUGGAUUGAUAUUUCCCUAGAAGUUGUUAAGAUUUUAUUUGAAGUAUGUUAUAUCCUAUUGUAGAUAUUUAAGAUAAACCUAUUCUAUAUGUAACCUUAGCAUUUUUAUGAUAUCUCAAUAUGCAUGUAAUGUUAGAAUAUCUAUGCCUAUUGGAAAACGGUAUUGGUACAGGGCCAUUCCCAGUAUUAUUUUAACUAUUAGGGACAGUGAUUGGUCCUUCCACCUUCAUCAAGUGAAACAUAAUUACAAAUGCCUUUUAUUAAUAUCCUUAUCUGUAGUUAUUAAUUCAACUAAACGCUUAGGGAGGGAUAGAGCAAGUGUUGUUUUAUAUAAGUGAUCAGAGCCUUGGGCACUAUGCAGCGUUCACUCAGGGUUCAUUACUACUCAACGCACUCUUCCACCCCCCCCUCUUCAUCUGUAACUCCGGGGUUUUAAGAGAUCUCUUUCUCACUUUCUCUCUCCUUUCCCCUUCCUACUGUAAGUAGUUGCCAGUGAUACUCUGAGAUCGAGUAGCAUCACCUUUAAAAAAUAUAUAUAUUUCAAAAAAUAUAUUAGACACAGUCUUUGUAUUCUACCAGACUUCUUUCAGAGGUUAAUAUGAAAGAUAAGACACGUCUGUAAAAUUCUAAUUUUGAUGCUGUGAUGUUCUAUUUUAUGAGAUAAAACUAUCACUGAAAAGCCAUGACUAUGUGUUUGAAUGAGAAUUGUUUCUUACAUUAUUGUAACUUGAUUGCCAGUAUAUGUUCCCAGAAGAAUUCCACAGAUGUCACAGCAGUGAAGCCAUUUAAGAGACAUGUCUUUAUUCAGAUGACAAUACACCCCUUUUUGAAAUCCGAUAUUAACGAUGCCUGUUAACACGUGUCUUGUGAAAUGUACAUUUUUUCAUUUGUUAGUCUUUUUUGUCUUAAUUUAGCAUCUGAAAA
This is a messenger RNA of Salvelinus sp. IW2-2015, 2810 nucleotides long. It is a transcript of the gene cyp1d1, whose product is annotated as cytochrome P450, family 1, subfamily D, polypeptide 1. Gene Ontology annotation, molecular function: iron ion binding; oxidoreductase activity, acting on paired donors, with incorporation or reduction of molecular oxygen, reduced flavin or flavoprotein as one donor, and incorporation of one atom of oxygen; heme binding. Gene Ontology annotation, biological process: hormone biosynthetic process; progesterone metabolic process. Lineage: Eukaryota; Metazoa; Chordata; Actinopteri; Salmoniformes; Salmonidae. The record is from RefSeq and is a predicted model, not a curated record.